AUCCUUCACAAAAUUGAGCUGUCUCCCCAAGUUAAGCAGUUACCUCUCCUACCAGUAAACAUGGAGGACAAGACGAUACUACUAUCUCUGGCCUUGUCUAUGCUCCUCGCCAUCCUCCUCUCCAAGCUGGUCUCGAUUUCCAAGAAGCCCAGGCUGAACCUUCCCCCGGGGCCAUGGACGCUGCCGGUGAUCGGCAGCAUCCACCAUCUCGCCAGCAACCCGAACACCCACAGGGCGCUGCGCGCUCUGUCGCAGAAGCACGGGCCCCUGAUGCAGCUGUGGCUGGGCGAGGUGCCCGCGGUGGUGGCGUCGACGCCGGAGGCCGCGCGGGAGAUCCUCAGGAACCAGGACCUCAGGUUCGCCGACCGCCACGUCACCAGCACCGUCGCGACGGUCUCCUUCGACGCCAGCGACAUCUUCUUCUCCCCGUACGGCGAGCGGUGGCGGCAGCUGCGCAAGCUGUGCACGCAGGAGCUCCUGACGGCCACCCGGGUGAGGUCGUUCAGCCGCGUCCGCGAGGACGAGGUGGCGCGCCUCGUGCGGGAGCUGGCCGGCGGCGGCGGCGCCGCCGUGGACCUCACCGAGAGGCUCGGGAGGCUCGUCAACGACGUCGUGAUGAGGUGCUCCGUCGGCGGCCGGUGCAGGUACCGGGACGAGUUCCUGGGCGCGCUCCACGAGGCCAAGAACCAGCUGACCUGGCUCACCGUCGCCGACCUCUUCCCGUCGUCCAGGCUCGCGCGGAUGCUGGGCGCGGCCCCGCGGAGGGGUCUCGCGAGCCGGAAGAGGAUAGAGCGGAUCAUAGCAGACAUCGUCCGGGAGCACGAGGGGUACAUGGGGAGCGGCGGCGACGGCGGCGACGAGGCAGCUGCUGCAGCUGCAGGGAAAGACUGCUUCCUCAGCGUCCUGCUAGGGCUGCAGAAGGAAGGCGGCACGCCGAUCCCGAUCACAAAUGAAAUCAUCGUCGUGCUUCUGUUUGACAUGUUUUCAGGGGGUAGCGAGACAUCAGCCACAGUGAUGAUCUGGAUCAUGGCAGAGCUUAUUCGGUGGCCAAGAGUAAUGACAAAAGUACAAGCCGAGGUGCGCCAAGCCCUCCAAGGGAAGGUCACAGUCACUGAGGAUGAUAUUGUUAGGCUAAACUAUCUAAAAAUGGUGAUCAAGGAGACCUUACGAUUGCAUUGCCCUGGACCCCUCCUAGUGCCCCAUAGAUGCCGUGAGACAUGCAAGGUUAUGGGCUAUGAUGUGUUGAAAGGUACAUGUGUGUUUGUUAAUGUGUGGGCAUUGGGCAGGGACCCUAAGUAUUGGGAAGACCCUGAGGAGUUCAUGCCAGAGAGGUUUGAAAAUAGUGAUAUGGACUACAAAGGGAAUACUUUUGAGUACCUUCCAUUUGGUUCCGGUCGUAGAAUUUGUCCAGGUAUAAACCUUGGGAUAGCCAACAUAGAGCUACCCCUAGCUAGCCUCCUUUACCAUUUUGAUUGGAAAUUGCCCGACGAAAUGGCAUCCAAGGACCUUGAUAUGCAAGAGGCACCUGGAAUGGUUGCAGCUAAACUCACUAGCCUAUGUGUGUGCCCUAUCACUCGUGUUGCUCCACUAAUCAGUGCGUGAAGUCCAACCUAGUAGAUAAUGCAUCCUCCAAGACAUCGCAUACUCUUAAUAUUUAUACUCCCUGGUUUAAUGUGUAUACAUAUCAAACAAGGUGCUGUCAUAAAAUGGGAUUUAUAUGUCUAUUAUGUAUUCUCAGUUUGUUUUUCUAUUCAGAAUGGUUAUUUGUGUA
Oryza sativa Japonica Group (Japanese rice) is the source of this 1771-nucleotide messenger RNA. Its product is annotated as ent-isokaurene C2/C3-hydroxylase-like. Lineage: Eukaryota; Viridiplantae; Streptophyta; Magnoliopsida; Poales; Poaceae. The record is from RefSeq and is a predicted model, not a curated record. Gene Ontology annotation, molecular function: heme binding; monooxygenase activity; iron ion binding.